AUGACAUUCAGCGAAUCUGGUAUUAAUGUUUGGGCAAUGACUGGCUUUCAGGUUCUCCCUCCACAGAAUUUCGAGGUCACAGAAGCAGGAAGGAGCCGGAAGGGUAUUUUGAUUGAAUCGAACCACGAACUUGUUGUUAUAGGAGUUAAUCGCAUAAAUAAUGGGUCCUACCCCUACAUGGCUAGCUUCCUCGCUAUCCCAGUAGAGUCACUCGGCUUGUCUUACUUCGCUGUCACUGCCAGGGAUCGAGCGGAAAUACUCAUUGUUGCUGGGUAUGCCAAUACUACGGUAACAGUAAAGGUUAACGGCAUGCUCUCACACGAAGGCACAACGUUUCAGACAGGAGGUUCCUUCACAUCAACCCUAAAUGAGUUCGAUACAUUACUGCUUCUUGGUAGAAGCACAGAUAACUCUUUGACCGGAACUCACGUAACGUCAAAUACCGUCGUCAGUGUGUAUAGUGGAAACAAGUACAUGUCAAUCGGAUCAAGUAACCACAUGGUACAACAGCUCGUCCCGGUACAGGCAUGGCGAUCACUGCACGUAACUGUCCCACCAACAGCCACCACGUACGAACUCAUGUUUGUCGCAGCCUAUCCAAACACAUCAGUACGGGUAACAUGUGUACACGAAUCACCAAUAGGGUUUAUGUUAAACGUGGCUGGGUCCUCGACAUCGAUGUAUCUGGAGGACGCUCCCUGCGUCACUGUAUCGAGCAAACCUGUGUCGGUGACCAUGUUUGUUAGAAGUCAGUUAUUUGACCCUGUUAUGAUCAGAAUUCAGCCAUUACAGACACAAUCACACAAGAUAGUGUUCCUUGUCAAACCCGACGAUAUUGAUGCGGAGCUUGUAUUGGUCAGUGCUGCUGGUAAUGAGAUUUCCCUUGACGACAUAAAUCUAGUCUUAAAACCAAUACCUGGGACGAAAUAUCGCUUUCUAAUAGUAUCUGUCAUCAUAGGUUCACACAUUAUCAACUGCAGCCAAAGAUGCCAGAUUUCGGCUUACAUCCAUGGACAUCAUGGUAUGGAAGCAACGGGAUAUCCUAUACAUGCCAUAGUGAGUACAUUAUAUAUCUGGUUGGAGUGA
Molecule: messenger RNA, 1086 nt
Organism: Mizuhopecten yessoensis (Yesso scallop)
Lineage: Eukaryota; Metazoa; Mollusca; Bivalvia; Pectinida; Pectinidae
Product: IgGFc-binding protein-like
Exons: 1
Coding region: 1-1086 (361 amino acids)
Source: RefSeq, a predicted model, not a curated record